GAAGGAAACCGAGUCUAAGAUAUAUGAAAGUAUGGGGUUGUCUUUCCGAAGCUAAACUAUAUAAUCCCUUCUUGAAGAAACUCGACAUGAAAACUGUAACUUGCUACUUCAUUGGUUAUCCUUCUCACUCAAAGGGUUACAGAUUUUAUUGUCCUUCCCACAUCACUCGCAUUGUAGAAACCAAAGAUGCUCAUUUCCUUGAAGAUUUUAAGGUCAGUGGGAGCAGUGAAAACCCUUAUGAUGAAUUGCUAGAAGUACAAGACGCGGGGGGGAGAGACUUAUCAAUUACUUUACCUCCAAUUACUCCUCUUGUACUCAAUGCCAAUUCGCAGGACACUGCACCACCUCCUACUCCUAAUGUACCUGGAAAUGAAGACACCUCAAAUAAUCACCAUCAAGACAAUGCCGCCAAUGCUCAACCCGAUAAUUUGCUCAGGAGGUCAUCAAGGUCUAAAAGGCCUACUAACUUUGAUGAUUAUGUUACCUACCUGACUGAAGCAGAAAUGGAUGCUGGAAAGUUUACUGA
Messenger RNA from Cuscuta campestris, 526 nucleotides. The record is from the annotation of a GenBank genome assembly. NCBI's taxonomy places the organism in Eukaryota, Viridiplantae, Streptophyta, Magnoliopsida, Solanales, Convolvulaceae.